Drosophila innubila is the source of this 1675-nucleotide messenger RNA. RefSeq names its product fork head domain transcription factor slp2 (gene slp2). Gene Ontology annotation, molecular function: DNA-binding transcription factor activity; sequence-specific double-stranded DNA binding. The record is from RefSeq and is a predicted model, not a curated record. Gene Ontology annotation, cellular component: nucleus. Gene Ontology annotation, biological process: regulation of transcription by RNA polymerase II. Lineage: Eukaryota; Metazoa; Arthropoda; Insecta; Diptera; Drosophilidae. The transcript has a single exon. Bases 37 to 1407 code for a protein of 456 amino acids.
GACAACAAAGAAAAUAACAACAAUUUAAAGUGCAAAAUGGUGAAGAUCGUUGACGAGCUCAACGCGCAUCAUCCACACAAUCACACGCCACACACACAGCAUCCACAUCCGCAUUCGCAUCCGCAUCUAAACACCGUCGGCGCAUUGAAUCUCAACCUGAAUCUGACGCCGGCAACGCUUCUCAUGAAAAUGGCAAGAACGCCGCAUCUAAAGUCCAGUUUCUCAAUAAAUGCAAUUUUGCCGGAGACUGUGGAACACGAUGAGCAGCGGGAGGAGCAGCAGCUGCGUGACCAAGACGACCAAAAGUUUAAUAACAACAACAACCACAAUAACAAUAGGUCACCACUUGGCUCAGAGCCGGAAAGCGAUGUGGAAUCGGAUUUAGAUGUCACCUCGAUGUCACCAGCACCUCCCGCCGAUGUGGAUGCUGAUGAGCCGGAGCCAGACGACGAUGAUCCGGAUGCCGAUGAGGAUGUGGAAUGUGAUAACGAUGGCGAUGGCGAUUCAGAGACCAAAUCCACAGACGGUAAACCCAUCAAGGACAAGAAAGGCAACGAGAAGCCGCCGUACAGCUACAAUGCCCUCAUCAUGAUGGCCAUCCGGCAGAGCCAGGAGAAGCGUCUGACCCUCAAUGGCAUCUACGAGUACAUCAUGACCAAUCAUCCGUAUUAUCGGGACAACAAACAGGGCUGGCAGAACUCAAUCCGCCACAAUCUCAGCCUCAACAAGUGCUUUGUGAAGGUACCGCGUCACUAUGAUGAUCCCGGCAAGGGCAACUACUGGAUGCUGGAUCCCUCCGCCGAGGAUGUUUUCAUUGGCGGCUCCACGGGCAAAUUAAGACGCCGCACCACCGCCGCCAGUCGCUCCCGACUUGCCGCCUUCAAGCGAUCACUGAUUGGACCCAUGUUUCCCGGCCUGGCUGCCUAUCCCCAAUUCGGACAGUUCCUCACGUAUCCACAGGCGGCACCCAGUUUGUUGGCCAGCAUGUAUCAGCGCUACAAUCCCUUUGCUCCAAAGAGUCCAGUGGGAGCCGGCCUGCUGCCUGGCAUGGUGGGGCAUCCGGGUGGUGCGACCCACGUGCCACAAUCCGGCCCGCCACCCCCACCGCCAUUCGUCAGUCCCGCCAGCAGCCAGGAGCUCUACCAGCGCCUGCAGUACCAGCAACUGCUGCAUCAACAUGCCGCUGCCGCCGCUCUGGCGGCACAUCAAAGGCAGCUCAGUGCAGCGUUGCCCACAGCGCCGGCGCCGGCGCCACAGCCCCACAUGACACAUCUCGGCCAGCCGCCCUCCUCCCCCGGUCAACAGCAGCAGCAGCUAUCGAAUGGUGGGGAGAGCAGUUCCCGAUCUCCGGGUCCAACACAGCAGCCGCUACUGAAGCCCGUUACAGUUGUCAGCCGCAACAGCUGAACACGAGUUGGGGCACAACCUGUAGUUAGUCCAUAAGUAUUCACUGUACAUAGAACAGCCGCGACUGAGGCGCUAGACGCUUGUAAAUAGAAUGAGUUUGAGAGCAAUCGAAAUAAUACCGAAAGAGCGUGCAAACUUCGGCAAGCCGAAUAUAAAAUACCCUUGCAAAAGCAGACAACUUUGGGUUAAAAUCAAAUGCUAAAAUAAAACUAUUGACUGAUUAAAUAGUCAAAAAAAUGUCCGAAAGUGAACUUAUCUUCUAUUUGUA